AUGGAUGCAACCUUUUCUUUAACGCUUAUAGAAGCUAUCUUGAUUUUGCUGGCUAUAGCAAUUUCUAAGGCUAUCAGAUUAAUCUCUCCGCUUCCUGAUAGUUGUAAAGAUGCUGUUGAUUCGAUUCCCACGGUUUCUUCUCCUUCUAAUAUCAUUGUUGCUCCUUCUGCGACCAAAUAUGACGUCUUUCUUAGCUUUAGAGGGGAAGAUACUCGUGACGCUUUCUCAAGUUAUCUCUAUGAAGCACUUCGCGAAGCUAACAUUCAUACUUUUAUGGAUCACAAGCUCCACAAAGGAGAUCAUAUCUCAUCUAUUCUCUUGAAAACAAUAGAAGAAUCAGAGAUAUCUUUGAUUAUUUUCUCCAAAGAUUAUGCUUCUUCAACUUGGUGUAUGGAUGAGCUCUUUCAUAUUAUGAAAUGUAAGGAUAAAUACGGAAGGCUUGUCAUCCCAAUUUUCUUCCAGGUAGAUCCAUCAAAUAUUCGCAAACAGAAUGGGAGUUUUGGAGAUGGGUUUGCUAAGCUCAAGCAGAGAUUUAAGCACAACCAAGAAAGAGUGCAGAAGUGGGAAAAUGCUUUGAUCAAAGCAGCAAGUCUAUUUGGGUGGGAUUCAAAAAAUAUCAGGCCUGAAGCUAAACUUGUCAAAAAGAUUGUCAAAGAUAUUUUGAGCAAAUUGAAUCGCAAGUCGUCCUUUCAUGUGGAAGGACUAGUUGGAAUUGAUCAUCAGAUUCAGGAAGUUGAAGAGCUACUGAGUGAAGCUUGCAUUGUGGGAAUAUGGGGUAUGGGUGGUAUAGGCAAGACCACUCUUGCUAGUGCCGUAUUUGAGAGGUUGAGAGCAGAGUUUGAAGCUUCCUGCUUUGUUGAAGAUGUAAGAAAACUGCUGGAAAAGAAUGGUGGCUUGAAUGCAUUACAGGAAAAAUGCCUUAAAGAAUUAUUAAAAGAUGAGGAGAUUAACACUUACAAUUUAAGGUCUGAUUUUGUGAGAAGAAGGCUUCACCGUAAAAAAAUUCUUCUGGUACUUGAUGAUGUGGACAAUUUUAUGGCGGCUGAAAAUUUAAUCAAAGCAUGUGGUUGGUUUGGGGAAGGAAGUAGAAUUAUUAUCACAUCAAGAGACAUGCAAGUGCUUAAAAAUACUUCUGCAUUUCUAACAUAUCGUGUUCCAACAAUGUAUCACCAUGAUGCUCUUCAUCUCUUUAGUUUGAAAGCUUUUAAGCAAAAUCAGCCAUUCAAAAACUACUUGGAGUUAUCAAAGCGGGCAGUGUAUUAUUGUCAUGGAAAUCCUUUAGCUCUAAAAGUGUUGGGUUGCUUUCUUCAUGGCAGAGGAAAAGAAGUAUGGGACAGUGCUCUGACAAAACUAAAUCAUACUCUUCACAAGGACAUUUUUAAAGUGUUGAAAUUGAGUUUUGAUGGACUUGAUGAUGACAUGCAGAAGAAUGUAUUUCUUGACCUAGCAUUUUUCUUGAACGUAGGACAUGGGAUUUCUCUAGAUUGUACAAGAGGCUUAUAUGGCUCUCAUGCACGUAUUGAGAUAAGUGUACUUAAAGAGAGAUCCCUCAUUUCAGUGGAUAGAUAUGGUAAUAUUGAGAUGCAUGCUCUAUUAGUGGAGAUGGGGCUUGAAAUUUCUCAGCAACAAUUAAUAUCUAACCCUGAAAAACCCAUUCGACUUUGGAGACCCCAAGAUGUUUUUCAUUUCAUGAAAAAUGACAAGGGGAUUGAGGCAAUUCGAUGCAUGUCAUUGGAUGCAAGCCAGAUAGAAAUCAUGACAUUGAGGGCUAGUCAUUUCCAAAGGAUGCAUUAUUUAAUGUUCCUUAAUGUUUACAAGUCUGAUCAAAGAAAGCCUUCAAAGUUGAAUAUUUGCGGAGAGUUGGAUUAUCUUUCAAAAGAAUUAAGGUUUCUUCAUUGGGAAGGAUAUCUACUGCCAUAUGUGCCAUUACAAUUUUGUGCUGAGAAUCUCAUUAAACUUAAUUUGUCUAACAGUAAUAUCCAACAGCUUUGGGAUGGAAAUCAGCAAUUUCCAAAUCUAAAGGAAAUAUGGCUAGAGAAUUCAAAAAAUCUCAUGGCACUCCCAGAUUUGUCUCAAGCCCCAAAGAUUAAGUACAUGAGUCUUAAUGGUUGUGUGAAUUUAGAUCAAAUCCAUUCUUCAACUGUCCUGGAAAAGCAAGUCGAUUUAUUUAUAAAAGAUUGUGGGCCGAUGCGGAUAAAUGUUGGGGGCAGUAUGAAAGGGAGAAGUUCAUCAGGGUUUCUGAUUGUGCACAAUUAUUUGGAUGUUGUCGAUUUGACAUUUAAUAAAGUGACAAUGAAGGUGAUGGUAUGCGGGAAGAUGAUGUGUGGUGCUGGAUUUAAGCAUGUGAGAAUGCCAUUGAAAGAGAAGGCAGAAUUCAUGAGAAUGGCGACUUUACUUCCAUUUAUGAGGAGAGUUGUAUGGUCUGAGAGUCCAAUUGAGUUUGGGCAUGAUUUCAACCAACAUCAUACCUAUCAUGUUUAUCAUUAUUACAGUCAAAAUGAUUGCUUUGGUAUUGAAGUGAGGGUGAGGGGUCAUAGAGGCGAAAGUCGUGUGGAAGAUGAUGAAGAAGAGGAUGAGGAUGAUAGAGAAAUGAUUAGUGAGAAUGAAAGAGAAAUGAGUAGUAGAAGUGAUCAAGUAGUAGAGAUGACAUUAUUAUUAAUGGAAGAUGAACAAGAAGAGGAUGAUGAUGAGGAUGAUAGUGAGAGUGCUACCAUAUUAAUAAUAACAACACUUAUUCCCAACACCAUUCCUCGCUGGUCAUUAUUGGGAAUUGAGGCAAUUCGAUGCAUGUCAUUGGAUGCAAGCAAGAUAGAAAGCAUUACAUUAACGGCUAGUCAUUUUCGAAAGAUGCAUUAUUUAAUGUCCCUUAAAGUUUACAAGUCAGAUCGGGGAAAGCGUUCAAAGUUAAAUAUUUGCGAAGAUUUGGAUUAUCUCUCAAAAGAAUUAAAGUUUCUUAGUUGGGAAGGAUAUCCACUACCAUCAGUGCCAUUACAAUUUUGUGCUGAGAAUCUUAUUAAGCUUAAUUUGCCAAAGAGUAAUAUCCAGCAGCUUUGGAAUGGAUACCAGCAAUUUCCAAACCUGGAGGAAAUAAGUCUAUGGGAUUCAAAAAAUCUCAGGGCACUCCCGGAUUUGUCUCAAGCCCCUAAGAUUGAACGGAUAAUUCUUCGUGGUUGUGUGAAUUCGGGUCAAAUCCAUUCUUCAACUGUCCCGGAAAAGGAUAUCAAUUUAUUUAUAAAAGAUUGUGGGCCAAUGCAGAUAAAUGUUGGGGGCAGUAUGCACGAGAGAAGUUCAUCAGGGUUAGUGAUUGUGCACAAUUCUUUGGAUCUUGCCGAUUUGACAUUCAAUAAAGUGACAAUGAAGGUGAUGUUAUAUGGCAAGAUGAUAUGUGGUGUUGGAUUUAAGCAUGUGAGAAUGCCAUUGAAAGAGACGGCAGAAUUCAUGAGAAUGGGAAUACAAAGUUUGGCGACUUUACUUCCAUUUGUGAGGAGAGUUAAAUGGUUAGAGAGUCCAAUUGAGUUUGGGCAUGAUUUCAAGCAACAUUAUACCUAUGAUGUUAAUCAUUAUUACAAUGGAAAUACAUACUUUAGUAUUGCUGUGUGGGUGAGGAGUGAUGGAGAAGAAAGGGGGGUAGAAGAUGAUGAAGAAGAGGAUGAGGAUGAGAGAGAAAUGAUUAGUGAGAAUGAAAGAGAAAUGAACAGUAAAGGUGAUCAAGUAGUAGAGACGGCAUUAUUAUUAAUGGAAGAUGAACAAGAAGAGGAUGAUGAUGAGAAUGAUAGUAAGAGUGCUACCACAUUAAUAAUAACAACACUUAUUCUCAACACCAUCCCUCGCUGGUCAUUAUUGGUUCGAGUGACAUUAAAAGAGAGUGAUAUUAUUAUUGGGAAUAAUGCAAGUUGCAGCAGCAUCCCUCAAGUUUCAAUUAUCCUCAAAUCACUUAAUGAAGAUCGCAGAAGGCGGAUUCAGCCUCUCUUAGCAGUACAACUCUCUUCACCAAUAUCCCCUUUACGUCAUCAUUCUUUCGGAGUCUUUUAUAACUACUUGGAGAGGACGCCACACGAUCCUCGUUUUCUUUGUUUCCGCAGCGAAUACUUGUCAAAUAAUCAUUUCGAUGAUCAUGAUUUAGUUGUUUACUAUGCGGAGCAUUAUUGA
Neltuma alba is the source of this 4149-nucleotide messenger RNA. RefSeq lists its product as uncharacterized. Lineage: Eukaryota; Viridiplantae; Streptophyta; Magnoliopsida; Fabales; Fabaceae. Gene Ontology annotation, biological process: defense response; signal transduction. Gene Ontology annotation, molecular function: ADP binding. The transcript has 7 exons. The record is from RefSeq and is a predicted model, not a curated record. Bases 1 to 4149 code for a protein of 1382 amino acids.